Molecule: messenger RNA, 2565 nt
Organism: Pocillopora meandrina
Lineage: Eukaryota; Metazoa; Cnidaria; Anthozoa; Scleractinia; Pocilloporidae
Source: the annotation of a GenBank genome assembly
GGAGGAGGGUUGUUUCUUACUGUAUCGUCACGCUCUAGCAAGACAUGUAAGACACUACGCUAAUUUGCUAAGAACUUACUUACGGGAAAUUUACUAAGGUUAGUGAUCGUUUUUUUUUAGGUACAUUUUUCUCCGAGAAUGGCCAUUUUUUGGGGUGCUGAGGCUUCGAAGAGCUAGGACAAGAGAUAUUUCGAGGAAAUACGAAGCGACGAAGAGAACAUCUCUAGCUAGUAAUGAAUUUCAGCGUUUUUGAGUGCGACCCUCACCAUCCAGCAUGAUUCCAUUUUGACCCUUAUUACCUAUCGCUUCAUCAUUCCGUAAGUUUAAACGAAUGAACUUAAGUGCGAACGCUUACCGGAGUGUGGCAUACAGGAAGUCCUGAUCCCGUUUCAUGCACGAAUUUGAAAAAAAAAUUCACGCGUCACGAAUGCUUUAAACAUAUCACGCAUCAAGAUUUGAAAGAGAAAAACUCAAAUCUCAGUUCAGUGCAGUGCUAAUGGUGCAAGGAAUUGUUUACCACAAUGCACUCUAAGUUCAUUAGACAUGGCAUGGCCCAGGUUGAUCGGCACAAACACACAUUUUUCUUUGUCGUAUUAAAAUGGGUGAGGAAAUGAACAGAUUUGCCUCAUACGCAGCGGGGGAGGGGUCAGGGUUUGAAGCCGUUACGCAUUAGUGGCGCAACACCUACUAAAAUCCAUUUAACCCUUUCACUCUCAACAAAACUGUAGUAAUUUUUGUUACUGUCUGCCAUACAAUUCUUAUGAUGUUGGUUUGGAGAAUUCUUUAUUGGAUCAACUACUAAUUAAUCUCCUAACUGAUAUUUUCUUUGUUCUCAUCACUACUCUGCUUAAUAUUGUAUUGAUAUGUAGGGAGAAAUUCUGUCUUGGUGACUCAUAGGAGUGAUAGGUUUAAGACUAACUCCAUGCCUCUUUGCUUGCCCUCUAUCAAAGUCGUUCUUCAAGAUAUACCCACCUUAUUAAUUUGUGAUUUUCUUGCAAGUUAAACGAUGGCAUCAGGCCAGAUCCAAACUGUCCUUGGUCCCAUUCCACCCAGUGCCUUGGGCCGCACCCUCACCCAUGAACACAUCAAGAUGGAUUACAAAUGCUGCCUGAGACCACCCUGGAGGGAGUCUGAUGCAGACAAAAUGGCAAAUUCAGAGUUCACUAUGGCCAAUCUUGGGUGGAUACAGCAGAAUCCCUACAGCCAUAAACUAAACUUGGCUCUUGGAGAUGAGCCCUUUGAUGAUAUUAUGGCAGAACUCAACUAUUUUAAGCAGGAGGGUGGCCAGAGUAUUGUCGAAGUGACUACAGUUGGUAUUGUGAGGGAUGUGGAAUACCUUGCCAAAGCAGCAUCGGCAACUGGCCUGAAUAUUAUUGCUGGAACAGGUUACUACUUAGACUCCACUCUUCCAGCAGAAGUAAAGUCUUCAUCAGUUGAAGAGCUUUCAAAGGUUAAUUCACUUUUUAUCAGCUACAUGUUCAAUACAGAGAAGUUUUGUCAGAUCUUGAGAGAAGUCCUUCACCUUUUUUUCUUUCUUAGUACUUGUCAUUUCAACGGGUGAUAUCCAGUUUUUGUACAGUCAAUGAAUAAUUAUUUUUCUCUUUCUUACUAGACCAUGGUCAAAGAACUCACUGUAGGUGUUGGUGAUACAUCAAUAAAGUGUGGUGUCAUUGGUGAAAUCGGCUGCUCUUGGCCAUUGGAGCCUACAGAGAAGAGGUCUCUCUUAGCAGCUGCCGCAGCACAGACUUCAACUGGUGCUCCUCUGAUCAUCCACCCUGGACGUAAUGAGUCAUCACCCAUGGAGAUUGUCAGAAUUCUUCAAGAAGCUGGAGCAGACAUCAAUAAAACUGUCAUGAGUCAUCUUGAUCGCACUAUUUUUGAUCGAGAAAAACUCCUGGAGUUGGCAGCUACUGGGAUUUAUCUGGAGUAUGACUUUUUUGGUAUUGAACUGUCAUACUAUCAGCCUAACUAUGCUGUGGAUGGCAUCAGUGAUGCACAGAGAAUCCAGAAUAUUAAAUUUUUGGCCUCAGAAGGUUAUGAAGAUAAGAUUGUCAUUGCACAUGAUGUACACACUCGCCAUCGCCUAGUAAAGUAUGGUGGCCAUGGGUAUGCGCACAUACAAAAGAAUGCAGUACCAAAAAUGCUGAUGAGGGGAAUUUCUCGGGAGUUAGUUGACAAGAUUCAGAUCUCAAAUCCUAAAACUUGGUUAACCUUCAAGUAAAACAGUUUUAUUUGGGUGAACCUUGAAUGUUAUUAAGAAUUAGAAUAAUUUUUAUCUGUAGAUUUUUGAUUUGAUGUUUGACUAGAUAUCACCCAUGGCAAAUUAGGCAUGGAGUUGAUGGCUCUACUGGGAGAUUUUAUAGGUCUAAUGUAUGUUUUAGUUUGAUCCAGUCAUUUAAAGAUUAAUGAUUUAUUAAUUAUUUACUGAAUACACUCUUCAUCUAUCAACUGAAAUGCAUGAAUAAAUAAAGAAAACUUUUAAUUUCAUCAAUAAAGGGGCAAGUUUCUAUAGAAACUGUGGUGCUGCAUCAGUGUGAGAGUGUAACAGGGUAAUUUAGUAUUAUC